UUCAAUUCAUUUAUCUGCAGGAAUGAUUGCCGCUAUCAGUCUCCAGCUCAACGCCCGGCUGAGGAGGUGAAACUUUCUCCCCAGGAAGAUAAACCGCAAAAGACAAUAUUGUGCAUGAUUUGCAACACACACACAUACACACACACACACGCACACACCCAUACAAAAAAAGAAAAGAAAAAGAGGAGUGUGGGGAAGAAGUAAGAGAAUAUUUCCCCGGAUAACAUUCCCACGCACGGAUCUCCGCUCUGUCACUAGACGUGGCUCGUUGAUAAAGUUGCGGUUUUGCGCCAUCGCCCAUGUGAAAAACUGCGAUCACGAUUGCUCUCCUCAGCAGCAGCACUCUGCGAGGGGCGAUCCGUGGCGUGGACGGCCCUUCGUGUUUCUUUGGAGGUGAGCGGAGAGGAGGCGGCUGCGAGAUGCUGCUGGACGCCGGACCCCAGUACUCCGCCAUAGGAGUCACCACCUUCGGCUCCUCCAGGCACCACUCCACGGGCGACGUGACGGAGCGCGAAGUGGGCUUGGGCAUCAACCCUUUCGCGGACGGAAUGGGAGCCUUCAAGAUCAACCCCAGCGGCCACGACCUCGCCCCGGGCCAGACGGCGUUCACCUCGCAGGCUCCGGGCUACGCCGCCGCGGCUCUGGGGCACCACCACCACCCUGGACAUGUCAGCUCCUACUCCAGUGCCGCCUUCAACUCCACCCGGGACUUUCUCUUCCGCAACCGGGGCUUCGGGGAGGCGGCCAGCGCCCAACACAGCCUCUUCGCCUCCGCCGCGGGGGGGUUCGCGGGGCCCCACGGCCACACAGACGCCGCCGGCCACCUGCUCUUCCCGGGGCUGCACGAGCAAGCCGCUGGCCACGGCUCCCCCAACGUGGUGAACGGGCAGAUGCGGCUGGGUUUCUCCGGGGACAUGUACGGGCGGCCGGAGCAGUACGGCCAGGUCACCAGCCCCCGCUCCGAGCAUUAUGCCUCUGGCCAGCUGCACGGCUACGGCCCCAUGAACAUGAACAUGGCUGCCCACCACGGGGCAGGGGCCUUCUUCCGCUACAUGCGGCAGCCCAUCAAGCAGGAGCUCAUCUGCAAGUGGAUCGAGCCCGAGCAGCUCUCCAACCCCAAAAAGUCCUGCAACAAAACUUUCAGCACCAUGCACGAGCUGGUCACCCAUGUCACCGUGGAGCACGUCGGGGGACCAGAGCAGUCCAACCACAUAUGUUUCUGGGAAGAGUGUGCCAGAGAGGGAAAGCCCUUCAAAGCCAAAUACAAACUUGUCAACCACAUCAGAGUCCACACAGGUGAAAAACCCUUCCCCUGCCCCUUCCCUGGCUGUGGGAAAGUCUUUGCCAGAUCAGAGAACCUUAAAAUCCACAAGAGAACUCACACAGGUGAGAAGCCUUUCAAGUGUGAGUUUGAAGGCUGUGACAGACGAUUUGCAAAUAGCAGCGACCGUAAAAAACACAUGCACGUUCAUACUUCAGACAAGCCCUAUCUGUGUAAAAUGUGUGACAAGUCCUACACCCACCCAAGUUCCCUCAGAAAACACAUGAAGGUCCACGAAUCAUCUUCCCAGGGGUCCCAACCUUCCCCAGCAGCCAGCUCAGGCUAUGAAUCUUCAACGCCCCCAACAAUCGUGUCUCCUACUUCAGAAAACCAGACCACUAGUUCCUUAUCCCCCACUUCCACAGCAGUACAUCACACGUCCAGUCACAGCACGCUCUCAUCAAACUUUAACGAAUGGUACGUGUAAACACAUAUUUAAAAAAAAAAAAAAAAAGACUUCCAAAUUAAUGAACACUUCAAAUCUAAUCCUAAAGCUGCCAAUAGACCCGGAACAGGAAUAACAAUGAAGAAUGAGACCCUAUUUUUUUUAUUUUGCUAUUUCUUCAGGCUUGGUAGAAAAAAACAACAACAUUAUAUAUAUACAAGGGGAUUGUAGAAUGCAUGAGAAGAGUUUGCCAGGCUAAGUGCCAACCGUGUAGGGUUUAAUGAAUCACUAAUUAGAGGUCUCAAUCUGCAUGUCUCUUCUGGCGGCCUUUUUUUUUUUCUUUUUGUAUAUACAGAAUUAUUAGUUCGAAAAAAAGUGUACUGUUGAUUUUGUAAAUAGUUAUCUGACAAGUGAAAGGGAACUGUGGAAUUGUGAUCACUGCAUAUAUGUGUUGGAAGAGAUUGGGGAAGGAGGGGGAAGAAGGAAGCUGGGUUUUAUUUGGAAAGCAAGUAACGUCUUAGUAAAUGUGUACCCAAAUGUGAAAUGCAUUGUAUUAUGACAGUCUAAAGCGUCCAUCUAACAGACUAUAAACUGGUUUCAGUGUUGCUUUUCUGUAUAAAGUGCAAGAUCUACGUCCAAAAAAAGUCCAGUCCGAUUUUUUAGUGCAGUGAUAUGUUGUUACACGUCAUGUCAAUUAAUUCGUACAGUGGAAUUUACGUGUCAAUCUGUUACAUUUUUGUUUAUGUAAAGUGAUAUUAAAAGAUAAAAAAAACAACAAACAAAAAACAACCUAUAUCUGUCCGUUGCUUUUGGGGGGAGGGAGGGGGGAGGUAAAUACAUCAUCAUGUAUAUAUAGUACGUCAUUUUCAUAUUUAUCCGCAUGUAAAAGGCUGGCUUAUACAUGUUAACAAAUUAUUCAAUAUUUAUGGAUAGAAUAAUUCGUAUGUCAAAUUUUAGUUUGAAAAGCUGUUUCGUAAUAUUUCGUACAUGAUUAAAGACUAUAAAAAUCUCAGCCAUUUGUGGUAGGAAUUCUUAUUUAAUAUCCCCCCCCCCCCCCGUUACCCCCCAUCCCCCACCCCACCACCGCCACCAUCAACAUCAACAACAACAACAACAACAACAACAACAUACACACGGAUAAUUAGAAUGAAAGCACUAUACUAGUAUUUUAUUUCGUUUAUGUAGAGAUACUCCAAAAUAUCUGAAGGACCCAUUCUAAUGUUUAUAUUGUCGAUGAAAAGUAUUUAUAAUAUAUUUCUUAAAUACAAAAUCGGUCCAAGUGCUUUUUCAAAAGUGGCCCUAGUAUAUCAAUAUUUAAUAAUAAAAUCGCAGGAAAUGCCCCAGGGACCAAGAACGCAUUAAUCUGCCAAACUAGACAUAGCUUUAUGAAGUAUACAUCAACAACAGUAAUAGUUAUGCUGCAUACAAAAAAAAAAGAUAUGUAUCAUUAUUUUAUAUCACAUAAUUAGCCAGUUUCUCCUAAAUCCCCAUAUUUUCCCGCAUGUAUUCUUCGGAUAGGGCUGCAGACAUAAUACUGCAACGGUCCGGAUACAUUAUAUUUUGUGUGGGAACAUGCCCUAAGUGGUGAUUUUUAUCUAAAUCAAUUACUUAGGUUGAAGUUAUCAUUACAUGGUUUCUUUUGCUUAUUAACUGUCUGCUCAGAAAAAUAAAUCAAGGCACAAUAAUUCUAUGUAAGUUGAUUAUCUAUGUCUUUUAUGUUAUUCCUAAUUUAUUUAAAGAACUCGUUCCAUUGACUGGCGUUGAUACAGUGCAUUUGUAAAUGUAGUAGCGAUAUAAAAAAUGUAAAUGACUUGUGCUUAAUGAGUGCUGCAGGACGCCUUUUCUUGAAAUCAGAUUGUCUUUGUUGCAGUUUAGUUUGAUAGAUUUGGAGGCUAUAACCUACCCUUUAACUUAGCUAGGCUUGCUGAGGAGUACUGUCUAUUGUCUCUGUCUAGUCUAUGAUAACAUAGCCAUACUGCUCACACACUGGCAGACCUACUGUAUAUUAUUUGUAUGACCGUUUCUCCCCCUUCUAAUUUUGAAUUAUUUAAUAAUGUAAAGAUUGUGAGGUUGUCUGAUAUUUGCAAAGGAGAAUUAUUGACAUUCCAGCGCAAAUUCCAUAAUGCUACCCUCCCAGUUUUUUUUUUCCUUGUAUAGAGAUGUAUGUAGCAGGGGAUGCAUGCAUGGGAUAAUUGCCAGAGAGGAGAAGAGCGCCACCUUGCAUUUAGAAAACAAAACUUUAGAAACAAUCCGCUGGCAGUGCAAGGGCAAUUCACUAUACACUAGUUCAUCGUAGCCUUAGUAGAGGCAAAAUAUUUUUUUCAAGUAUAGAACAAUUUUCUUAAUAUUUAAUACAGCAACAGACGCUCUCAUGUACACACACACACACACACACACACACACACACACACACACACACACACACACACACACACACACACACACAC
Pseudophryne corroboree (corroboree frog) is the source of this 4153-nucleotide messenger RNA. It is a transcript of the gene ZIC1, whose product is annotated as Zic family member 1. Gene Ontology annotation, cellular component: nucleus. The record is from RefSeq and is a predicted model, not a curated record. Bases 420 to 1748 code for a protein of 442 amino acids. Lineage: Eukaryota; Metazoa; Chordata; Amphibia; Anura; Myobatrachidae. Gene Ontology annotation, biological process: regulation of transcription by RNA polymerase II. The transcript is spliced from 3 exons. Gene Ontology annotation, molecular function: RNA polymerase II cis-regulatory region sequence-specific DNA binding; DNA-binding transcription factor activity, RNA polymerase II-specific.